AUACCGGCUGGCUGAAUGACAGGUCACGUGAUUUCUUCGAUUUCCACUGCAAGGGGGACAAAAAUAAGUCGCGGAUUUUAGCAGAUAUUGGAUAAAUAAGGACGUGUAGAAUGUGCACAAUGCACAGGUCAAAGAAGAUUAAUAUCGGGGACGUGAACCCUCACUUACUGUGUGUAUUGUGUGGGGGGUAUUUUGUAGAGGCUACCACCAUCAUAGAAUGUCUACAUUCUUUUUGUAAAACGUGUUUGAUACGUUACCUAGAGACGAACAAAACAUGUCCGAUGUGUGACGUACUGAUACAUAAAACACGGCCACAUCAAAAUAUACGAUCUGAUAAAACGUUACAAGAUAUAGUUUAUAAACUAGUACCGGGUCUGUAUAAAAAUGAAAUGAAGAGAAGAAGAGACUUUUACAGUCAAUAUCCUAAUAAAGGAAAUGUUAAAACACCGAGUGAAGACAGAGGGGACGAAAUGGCUGAAAGAUUUAUUUUUACAGAAAACGAGAAAAUAAGUUUAGCUUUAGAAUACUGGACAGAGGGAAUUCCCGAUAGUCCAGAAUUUCAGAAAGUCUCAAAAAAGGAAAUGGGAGGCGAAGACGGCAAAACUCAGAAGAGAGAUAUUAGAUAUUUACAAUGUCCUGGUGCUCUAACUGUUGCCCACUUGAAGAAAUUCAUCAGAUUAAAAUUUGAAUUACCACAUAGAUGUCGGAUUGAUAUGUAUCAUAAGAAAGAGAUAGUUUCCGAUUAUUAUACCUUGUUGGAUAUAGCAUGUAUAUUCUCCUGGAAAAGAUUGGAACCUCUGCGUCUGUAUUACACUAUUUAUGAGAAUAUUAUCACAAAACGAAAAAUAGGAGAGUUAGAGACAAAUUCUGUGGAUGUUGAUGAACCUAAACCUAAAACAGUUGCUACUAAAGACACAGCACCGAAAAUACCAACUGGGGAGGUUAGAAAGCCAACGGAAACAGUCGGAAUUUCAUCAGAGCACAAGUUCCUCACGCCUAAAUCUACCAAAGAAUGGAAUACUCAAUCUAAUAAAUCAGCUAACCAACAGGCUCCUGUCUUAGAACCAUUAAAAUCAUCCAAUCAGCAAGCUUCCAUCAAAGAUUUAACCAAAAUAAACAACAAACAACCCACGAAUACAGAUUCAUACAAAACGGCCGAUACACAAACCCCAAUUAGAGAAUCGCCAAAACCAACCCAGAACCAAUCAGAAAAGACAGUAAGUACAGUACCGCAGAUAUCAAAAGUUUCCAAUUCUUAUAUCAAAGCAUCAGCGCAAAACGCUGCCAAAGCAGCGCCCACGAAGAGAGCUAAUCAGCAACCAACAAAGAUCGCACCAAAAGUGUCCAACAAUCAGCAAGCUGGGAAAGAAACCAAUCAACAAACAGAAUUAAAAUCACAACCGAAUCCGCAGUCAUCUAAGAUUAUAGUCACAGAGAAAUCGGCCAAUCCACAAACAGUGAGGAUGCUAGUCAACAACAAGGCCGCCAUUAACCAAAUGAUGAAUGUUCAUCAGACCAACAUGCCAAAUUAUCCUAGUCCCCGAACACAGAAUACUCAAACGACACAAACCAAACAACAGAAUCAAGCGCAACUUACAACCUCACAACAGUCAACUAAUAAUAACAAUAACAAAAAGACUGUUUUAACCAAUCCAAAUUCGCCUACUAUUCAAAGCAUAAAAUCUUGCCAAUCGCAAGUCUCUAAACAAACGAAACCAACGGUUAAUACCAUGACUGUGUCGUCACCAAACGUAAACGGCUCUAAUGACAAUGUCGUAAAACAAAAUGGCGGAGAAAUGACAAAAUCCAACGCACCCGUAUACAAAGCGUUAUCAAAAGACUUAAACGGGAUAAAAAGGGGAAGUGCGUUUGAUAUGAAAACAAUCCCCGAUGGUGCUGUGAUCCGAAGUGUGAGACCACCAUUUAACACUUCUCAGAGCAUUGAGCGUCAAAAUAGUGCUACAAAAAACACUCUGAUGGACAAUUCUCUUAAAAAGACUGUUGAUACCCCAGUUGUUGAAAAACAAAAUAAAAACACUGCCGAUGUUAAAAAAUCAGAACCAAAAGUCAAUGGAGAUCCAACUCCCACAAUUCCCAAAAUCAACGGUACUCAACAGCAAUCAACCCAGAUCAAUGACGGUACAAGGCCUCAGACCCUAAAAGUCAAUGGUGGUUCAAGACCUUCAACUCCCAAAUUGAAUAAUGGAUCAAGACCAUCGACUCCCAAGUUACCGGGAAAUUCCCGGCCGUCAACCCCUAAAUUAAACGGGAGUUCACGACCUCCGACCCCAAAAGCUAAUGGCGGAUCGCGACCCUCAACCCCAAAAUUAAAUGGAGACGUCAGGAGCUUUAAGCCGAUAGCGCCCAAGUUACCAGGACCUAAUGUUGGACAAACUGAAAUUCCAAAAUCUGUAAAUGGCGAUCAACAGGCUCCAUUAAACUACUCGAAAGUCCAGCCUGAAAAAAGAGCAUUUCCCAUCGUAGACGCGAGUUCCAGUGACAUUUGUGAAGAAAUUCGCCAGAGAAAAUUGGCGCGUAUGGACGAACCAUUAAAUUUGUCUAAACGUGACCAAGAUAAAAACAAACCAGUGUCGCCCAUAAAUGGAAAUGUUUCGCCUCGGAAUAAUUUACAAAUGGUUGUUGGAAGCGCGGGAAUCUGACUAUCAGCGAUUUAUUAAGAGCACGUGUGCUUUUCUGGAAGUGACGUUUGUACCGUGACAUGUAUUUAUUUCAUAAACUGUAUUAAAUAGGAUAUGAUGUACAUAGUACUGUUAAUGAAAAAAAGAAGACUGUUUAAUUUUUAUAUAAAUGGCUGACAAUUAAAAUGGAUCUACUUUCUCUAGGCGUAGUAACUAGGUGUGGUUAGACAAUUGGAGUGAUUUAGUAAUGUGACAAGUAAAUGUAAAGCAUCGAAUGAGUGUGACUAGGAUGUAGUAUACCUGUAUUAUAGCAAAUUAAUGGCUUGGCUUCAGUGAAAUUUGUUUUUGGGUUUGUACAAAAAAAAGAAAAAAACGUUUGUGUCUUAGAAAUGCUCCAAAAAUACAGUGAAUGAUAUCAUUGCUUUUGUGAAUAGAAUUGUGGCAUCGCUUUUUGUGAAUUGUAGCAUGCUUUUGUUUGUGACUUAUAGCAGCGAAUAUGACAAACAUGGCGACUGGGAAAUGAUAUAGUGGUUUAUUAACAUCCGAGUGCUUCUCUAAAUGUUUUGAUUAAAACAAAAUAAAAAGGGAAAUAUUAUCUUUACAAUGUCAAGGUGACACUUUGACUGAACAAGACAACAUUGUGGUCUUGGUUUGUGGAGACAGUGACAUUGUGCUUAAGUUUUUAUGUAAUAUUGCUUAGUUUGUUAUGUACAUUUAUAUAUUUAAAAUGUAUUUAUGUAUAAAAGAUAAAUAUACAAAUAUAAU
Patella vulgata (common limpet) is the source of this 3404-nucleotide messenger RNA. RefSeq names its product polycomb group protein Psc. The record is from RefSeq and is a predicted model, not a curated record. Gene Ontology annotation, molecular function: promoter-specific chromatin binding. Gene Ontology annotation, biological process: negative regulation of transcription by RNA polymerase II. Gene Ontology annotation, cellular component: PRC1 complex. The transcript is spliced from 10 exons. Lineage: Eukaryota; Metazoa; Mollusca; Gastropoda; Patellidae. The coding region runs from base 111 to 2660 and encodes 849 amino acids.